Cololabis saira (Pacific saury) is the source of this 1433-nucleotide messenger RNA. RefSeq names its product succinate-CoA ligase GDP/ADP-forming subunit alph (gene suclg1). The coding region runs from base 79 to 1050 and encodes 323 amino acids. The record is from RefSeq and is a predicted model, not a curated record. Gene Ontology annotation, molecular function: succinate-CoA ligase (ADP-forming) activity; succinate-CoA ligase (GDP-forming) activity. Gene Ontology annotation, biological process: tricarboxylic acid cycle. NCBI's taxonomy places the organism in Eukaryota, Metazoa, Chordata, Actinopteri, Beloniformes, Belonidae. Gene Ontology annotation, cellular component: succinate-CoA ligase complex (ADP-forming); mitochondrion. The transcript is spliced from 9 exons.
ACUGUAAAUCUGUAAAGGAUGUGUUUAGGCAGCUGAAUGAGGUCCUGCGGGUUUGGUGUCAUUGGUGAAUGACCGAAGAUGUCUCACAGCAGGUUGUUUGCGAGGCUGCUUUUGCAGCAGUGUGGAGUCAGACACUACACUGGAACGAGAAAGAACCUCUACAUCACCAAGGACACGAAGGUCAUCUGCCAGGGAUUCACUGGGAAACAGGGAACGUUUCACAGUCAGCAGUCUCUUGAUUAUGGCUCCCUGUUGGUUGGAGGCGUUUCCCCCGGUAAGGGCGGAAAGACGCACCUUGGAAAGCCGGUCUUCAACUCAGUCAAGGAGGCAAAGGAGGGCACAGGGGCAGAUGCCACUGUGAUUUAUGUACCUCCACCAUUUGCGGCAGCAGCCAUCAUUGAGGCCAUUGAUGCGGAGAUACCCCUGGUGGUGUGCAUCACCGAGGGCAUCCCCCAGCAGGACAUGGUGAGGGUCAAACAUAAACUACUGCGCCAGAACGCCACGCGCCUCAUAGGCCCCAACUGCCCAGGAGUCAUCAAUCCUGGAGAAUGCAAGAUUGGCAUCAUGCCUGGACACAUCCACAAAAACGGAAGAAUUGGCAUUGUUUCUAGGUCGGGUACCUUGACGUAUGAAGCAGUGCACCAAACUACACAAGUAGGCCUGGGCCAGUCCCUCUGUGUGGGUAUUGGCGGGGAUCCAUUUAACGGUACAAACUUCAUAGACUGUCUGGAGGUGUUCCUGCAUGAUCCGAAGACGGAGGGCAUCAUCCUUAUCGGAGAGAUCGGAGGAAAUGCUGAGGAGAAUGCAGCCGAGUACCUGAAGCAGCACAACUCUGGUGCGAAGGCGAAGCCCGUGGUGUCCUUCAUCGCAGGGUUAACCGCUCCUCCCGGCCGCAGGAUGGGCCACGCCGGCGCCAUCAUCGCCGGUGGAAAGGGCGGAGCCAAGGAGAAGAUCGCGGCCCUCCAGUCCGCUGGGGUCGUCGUCAGCAUGUCCCCCGCUCAGCUGGGCAGCACCAUGUUCAAGGAGUUUGAGAAAAGGAAGAUGUUGUAAAUGUGCUGUAAGACAACCAUCCUUUUACCCCUGCCUCAAAAAUGAGAUGAUUCUGAAGGUGGACAAGCUCUACAGUAUCUGUAAACCCUAAUUAUUUCAUCAAAGAUGCGCACACACAGUGUUUAUAUUGUAAUUUCUGCCAUUGACUUGUACCUUGCACAUAAUUAAAGAAUAAACAUUAGUGUCUUAAUGGUAUCCUAAAGAUUUCAUUGUGCACGUUGUUAAACCUUUAAAGAUGUUUAUUUCUUUUUUGUUUUUUAUCUCCAGUGUCACCAACUGAAAGAGGGAUGCCACAGUGAUCUGUUUCAUUCUGUUAUUGUACGAUGUAUUUCAUCUCCCAUUUCACUGGCUGUCCACCUCAAUAAGAAAUAUUUCUCCUAUCA